Molecule: messenger RNA, 1562 nt
Organism: Mustela erminea (ermine)
Lineage: Eukaryota; Metazoa; Chordata; Mammalia; Carnivora; Mustelidae
Gene: RNF25
Product: ring finger protein 25
Exons: 10
Coding region: 104-1483 (459 amino acids)
Biological process (GO): protein ubiquitination
Cellular component (GO): nucleus
Molecular function (GO): ubiquitin protein ligase activity; protein binding
Source: RefSeq, a predicted model, not a curated record
CCUAGAAACGCCUGCUAGCCUCCCUGCCUCCCUCCCUCCUCUAACUUGCCGCCCCUGACUUCCCCGAGAGUAUUUCCGGUUCCGGCUGUGGGCCGGAGAAGACAUGGCGGCGUCUGCGUCGGCGGCUGCAGGGGAGGAGGACUGGGUACUGCCUUCUGAAGUCGAGGUGUUAGAGUCUAUCUAUCUGGAUGAACUACAGGUGGUUAAAGGAAACGGCAGAUCCUCACCGUGGGAGAUCUUCAUCACCUUGCACCCUGCCACGGCAGAAGACCAGGAUUCACAGUAUGUGUGCUUCACUCUGGUGCUUCAGGUCCCGGCACAGUACCCCAAUGAGGUGCCACAGAUCUCUAUCCGUAACCCCCGAGGACUCUCAGAUGAACAGAUCCAAAAGAUUUCACAGGCACUGAGCCAGGUGGCCAAUGCUGGGCUGGGUACUGCCAUGCUCUAUGAACUCAUCGAGAAGGGGAAGGAAAUCCUCACAGACAACAACAUCCCUCAUGGCCAGUGCGUCAUCUGCCUCUAUGGUUUCCAGGAAAAGGAGGCCUUUACCAAAACACCAUGUUACCACUAUUUCCACUGCCACUGCCUCGCCCGGUACAUCCAGCACAUGGAGCGUGAGCUACAGGUUCAAGGCCAGGAACAGGAGCAUGAGCGGCAGCAUGCCGAGGCCAAGCAGAAGGCAGUCGGUGUGCAGUGUCCGGUGUGCAGGGAGCCCCUCGUGUAUGAUCUUGCCUCAUUGAAAGCAGCCCCUGAGCCCCAACAGCCCAUGGAGCUGUACCAGCCCAGCGCAGAGAGCUUGCGCCAACAGGAAGAGCGCAAGCGGCUCUACCAGAGGCAGCAGGAGCGGGGGGGCAUCAUUGACCUUGAGGCUGAGCGGAACCGGUACUUCAUCAGCCUCCAGCAGCCUCCCACCCCUGUGGAGCCCGAGUCAGCAGUAGAGGCCUCCAGAGGAUCCCAUCCACCCAGCGUUCUUGCCACAGAACUGUCCGCCUCAGCAACUGCUCAACCCAACCCAGCAGCCCCUCUGCCUGUGGCCUCCCAGUACACAUGUGAGAAGAUUCCAGGGGCUGGACCAAAUCAGCAAAGGUUGGGUGAAACCCAGAAAGCUAUGCUAGAUCCCCCCCGGGCCAGUCGAGGCCCCUGGAAACAGCCCGAACGGAGGCACCUAAAGGGAGGGGAGUGCCAUGCCCACAAAGGUGCCAGUGACACUCAGGAACUGCCACCUCCCGAGAGGCCCCUCAAGGAGCCCAUGGACCUAAAGCCAGAACCCUGUAGCCAAGGUCUUGAAGGUCCUCCCCAAGAGAAGGGCCCUGGCAACUGGCAGGGUCCCCCACCCCGCAGGACUCGGGACUGUGCUCGCUGGGAGCGUUCCAAGGGUCGGACGCCGGGUUCUUCCUACCCCCGCCUGCCUCGGGGUCGGGGAGCCUAUCGUCCUGGCACUCGAAGGGAGCCCCUGAGCCUGGAGUCUGAGGAUGGUUCCUAGCAGUACUGUGGGGGGCAGGGAUGGGGGGGUAGGGGGACAAUAAAGAUACUUGGCCUUGUUUGGCUCUCUUUGCUUAGUA